Messenger RNA from Homalodisca vitripennis (glassy-winged sharpshooter), 1554 nucleotides. RefSeq names its product muscle calcium channel subunit alpha-1-like. Gene Ontology annotation, molecular function: high voltage-gated calcium channel activity. Lineage: Eukaryota; Metazoa; Arthropoda; Insecta; Hemiptera; Cicadellidae. Gene Ontology annotation, cellular component: membrane; voltage-gated calcium channel complex. The transcript has 3 exons. Gene Ontology annotation, biological process: calcium ion import across plasma membrane. The record is from RefSeq and is a predicted model, not a curated record. Bases 1 to 1554 code for a protein of 517 amino acids.
AUGUUAAGCACAUUACUACAAAGUUUGUUGAAGGAGGGAUUCGAUGUGAAGGCGUUGAGAGCCUUCAGGGUAUUGCGACCUCUACGACUCGUUUCUAGGGUCCCAAGUUUGCAAGUUGUGCUAAACUCUAUCCUUCGUGCCAUGGUGCCUUUGUUACAUAUUGCUCUUCUAGUUAUCUUUGUCAUUAUUAUUUACGCGAUUAUUGGUUUGGAGAUGUUCUCGGGUACACUGCACAAAUCAUGCUACAAUAAGACUACAGAUCCUGGAUCUGCAGGCUUCCAGUGCUCUGUCUACGGCAGUGGUAUGAUCUGUCAUGAAGGCUGGGAAGGACCAAACCAUGGCAUCACAAAUUUUGAUAACUUUGGUCUCGCCAUGUUAAUUGUUUUCCAAUACUGGAUAACACAAGCGGAAGACAUAGAACCAGAGGGAGAGGACCAAGGCAACAAUCAGGAUGGAAGAAACAAAAACGACCGUGAAACGGAAUUUGCUGAUAGGUUAGAAGGAGACGAGGCAGAAAUCCAGGAAUCGUGGUUCAGAAGAAAGAAAAAAGAUUUUGAUAUGGUCAACAGGAGGAUGCGGUGUGCUUGCAGAAAGGCAGUCAAAUCUCAAGCAUUUUACUGGCUCAUCAUCAUUUUAGUUUUUCUCAACACAGGAGUACUUACAACUGAACAUUACGGACAACCAAAUUGGUUAGAUGAUUUUCAAGAGGCCACAAAUAUGUUCUUCAUAGCUCUCUUCACUCUUGAGAUGCUUUUAAAAAUGUACACUUUAGGUUUUCAGGGAUAUUUUGUUUCAUUAUUCAAUCGUUUUGAUUGUUUUGUUGUUAUUGGAAGCAUAUCAGAAAUGAUUUUAACAAGAACACACUGGAUGCCACCAUUAGGUGUUUCUGUUUUGCGUUGUGUCACAUUGCUCAGGGGUUUUAAAGUUACCAAAUACUGGCGAUCUUUAUCAAACUUGGUCGCAUCAUUGCUGAACUCAAUACAAUCUAUUGCAUCCCUGCUGCUCUUGAUCUUUCUGUUUAUUGUCAUCUUUGCUUUACUUGGAAUGCAAGUAUUUGGUGGGAAGUUCAACUUUGAGAAAGCAGUGGAAGACAAACCUCGGCAAAACUUUGAUAGCUUCUGGCAGAGUCUGCUCACAGUGUUUCAGAUACUUACAGACAACUUGGCUGAUGCAGAGUCCCUUACUGCAAUCGAAAAAGAAGCUGAUGAAGAGGCAGGAAAGCAAGCAGGAAUGGAUAAAAUUAAAAUGGGAGAAGGUGGAGAAAAUACUUCUCAACUAGAAGGUGAAGAGCACAUGGAUGAUGAUCAAAGAGAUUAUGACGGGAAUAUUGAUGAGGAAAAUGAAGAAAUGUCUGUCAAGGAUGAAGACACAAGAAGUCACACUAAAGUCUGUUUGGAGGUGGGAGGUAGUGAGCACUAUUACGAGGAACAAAAUGAUAAUCAAGUGGUAACAGGCGAACCCGGUGAGUCAAAAAAUGGAGAGGACAACCAGAGGAAAAGGUCUGCUUUGCCAAGGCGUGUUUCGGACACCAGCAAUGAGUGCCACCAACAAUAA